Messenger RNA from Pongo pygmaeus (Bornean orangutan), 1485 nucleotides. It is a transcript of the gene PLP2, whose product is annotated as proteolipid protein 2. The record is from RefSeq and is a predicted model, not a curated record. Gene Ontology annotation, cellular component: membrane. The transcript has 5 exons. The coding region runs from base 386 to 1099 and encodes 237 amino acids. Lineage: Eukaryota; Metazoa; Chordata; Mammalia; Primates; Hominidae.
UCAGGCUGGUCUCGAACUCCCGACCUCAGGUGAUCCACCCGCCUCUUCCUCCCAGUGUUGGGAUUACAGGCGUGAGCCACCGCGCCUGGCUCUUUUUUUUUUUUUUUUAACGCGGCAGCUCCAAACCCCACUGAGAGUAUAUGCACGGGAAAACUUUCUGAAAUCAAAAAUAUUCUGAAUUCUGGCAACAUACUGGGCCCCAAGUCUUUCGGAUUUAACUCUGCCUCGGCUGUUUUAUUCAGUUAAGGAAACUGAGUCACUCCAUCCCAAAGCCAGAUUCCCGCGGUUCUAAGCUGAAGCUGUCUCGGGUGCAUUUGCAUUCCAAAAAGGCGAAGGGUCUCGCUAUUACUGCUUCUGGUACCUGGAGCUGCCAAGCACCCAGGCGAUGGGGCGCCCCGGGGGAUAUGCGCCAGGCUGGGAGUAUCCCUGGGGGGCGGGGCGAGGGGGCUUCCGGGGCGGCAGCCACCUGGCCAGGCUCCGGCCCCGCCCGCGUCAGCUCUGCGCGGUGAUUCACUCCCUCCUUCGCCCCGGGGCCCCCUUCCCGGCCAGACGGCGGGCAAGACAGCUGGGUGUACAGCGUCCUCGAAACCACGAGCAAGCUUGCAGAUCCUCCGAGGCACCAGGGACUCCAGCCCAUGCCAUGUCGGAUUCUGAGCGCCUCUCGGCCCCUGGCUGCUGGGCCGCCUGCACCAACUUCUCGCGCACUCGAAAGGGAAUCCUCCUGUUUGCUGAGAUUAUAUUAUGCCUGGUGAUCCUGAUCUGCUUCAGUGCCUCCACACCAGGCUACUCCUCCCUGUCGGUGAUUGAGAUGAUCCUUGCUGCUAUUUUCUUUGUUGUCUACAUGUGUGACCUGCACACCAAGAUACCAUUCAUCAACUGGCCCUGGAGUGAUUUCCUCCGAACCCUCAUAGCGGCAAUCCUCUACCUGAUCACCUCCAUUGUUGUCCUUGUUGAGAGAGGAAACCACUCCAAAAUCGUCGCAGGGGUACUGGGCCUAAUCGCUACGUGCCUCUUUGGCUAUGAUGCCUAUGUCACCUUCCCCCUUCGGCAGCCAAGACAUACAGCAGCCCCCACUGACCCCGCAGAUGGCCCGGUGUAGGCGAACUCCCCUCAUUUCUCUCUGCAAUCUGCAAAUAACUCCUCCAUUGAAAUAACUCCUCCCCACCCCAACAACAACAUUCCCAGCCCCACCCCCUCAUUGAGGUAAAAGUGCCUUUAUUGGGAGACUUUUGUCUUCCAGCCUGCCAAUCAACCCUCCUGGGUGUGGCCACCAUAUGCCUGUGCCUAGGUCCUCCUUCUGCACGAUCCAAUAGGAGACACCAGUUCUGACUGAACCAUGCCCCCACCUAAGUCACAAAAUGAGGGAAGUGGGGAGUUAGAUUUCAGAGUCCAGGCCCUAGGUUGGGACCCACUCCAAAUAAUCUCCUCGGUGUGGGUGGUGGUUCUAUAGAGGGAUAAAUGAAUAAUAAACAUUGUUAAAAUAUA